Molecule: messenger RNA, 2142 nt
Organism: Pleurotus ostreatus (oyster mushroom)
Lineage: Eukaryota; Fungi; Basidiomycota; Agaricomycetes; Agaricales; Pleurotaceae
Exons: 4
Coding region: 1-2142 (713 amino acids)
Source: RefSeq, a predicted model, not a curated record
AUGAGCCUUAGCAAAGAAAAGUUCUACGCACAUCGUACCAUCCAGGAGUACGCGGAGGCGAUACGAUGGAUCAUCUCCGACUUGGGGCACAGUUGGGCGACAAGAGUUUGUCGUAGGACGGCAUACGACGCUAGUUGCCCGCCCUCUCUGUGUUUGCGUUGCUGGGAGAGGCUCUUCGGGCCCCAUGGCUGGCUCGCCAAGGCACUCACCUCACCGUCGUACCGCAAGUUAAGGCGAAAGUGUGAAUACCAGCAGAGUUUCCAGGAGCUCGAAGGCGCUGACAGGGACGGCUGCCAUUGGUGUAGCUUUGUCCUCCGCGAAUACCAUAACGUGCCACAAGCGGAAACUACCAACAUCUCCCAACCCAUCAAAAUCAAAGUAGAGAUCUGGAAGCGAGUGAAUAUGAAUGGCCACCUGCAGUCGCUGAGAUUGACUUUCGCCGAAGAGGAACGUCUGGGGUAUUUCUUCUACGCUGAGCACGAUGACCCCGCAGCUAGUUUCAUCUUUGCAAGAAGCGAAAUCCACGACGUGAACUCGCCUCGGGCCCAAUCACUGGGCAAGGAGGCCAUCGAAAAUUGCAUACGCAAUCACCCUGGUUGUCCACGACUGGCUGCGAAUAACCCGCUGCUUCCCACUCGAGUCAUUGAUUGUCAGGAUCCAGCGUAUCCGAAGCUGGUCGAAACUGACGGCCGCCACGAGCAGUACAUCGCCCUAAGCUACGUUUGGGGAGAACCGCAACCACAUAGUACGACUACGGACAAUCUUGCAAGUUAUCUCAACGGUAUUGACGCCCAAAGUCUUCCCAAGACCAUCUGCGACGCCAUAGCCACGGUUCAUGCAUUCGGCAUGCGAUACCUCUGGACAGACACCUUGUGCAUCAUACAAAAUUCCGAUAAGGACCAGAUUCGCGAGCUGCGUCACAUGGCACGAAUUUAUGCGUCAGCCUAUUUCACCAUCGUCGCUGGGAGUGCUCGAAAAGUCAGCGAGGGAUUCUUACACUCGCGCUCACCGCCAUCGCGGGGUGAUCCUUCCUUCAAGAUCUCUUGUCCUACUCACGCCAAGGCAUUUGGGACGUUCUCCCUGGGGCGCGAUAUCAACUAUUAUCGUCAAGAACUCCAGGAGUUUUCGACUGACGCUGAUCCCGUUCACAGUCGUGGCUGGUGCUUGCAGGAAAUUUUCCUCUCGCAGAGAACUCUGGUUUACACAUCACGGACUCUGCAAUAUCAUUGUCAGACAGAGGUGAUCAACAUUGGCCGCUCGGUCUACCAAUCCGAUCGUUUCUCCGCCACACCCAAAUACUGGAGCCUAUCGUAUCUUGCUGAGCAUGACUGGGAGACGCCAUUGACCCCAGGGCCGAUGCUUGUGGGAUCACCGUGGGAGAGAUAUGCGUCUGGCGUGCUUGAAGGCUGGGCGAAGGUCCUCCGGGAGUACACACGGCGCUCAGUCACCGUGUCCACGGACAAAUUCCAUGCAAUUUCGGCUAUCGCAGAGCGCUUCCACCAGUUCCGAAAGAGCCAUUACUUAGCGGGAUUAUGGGAGGACACGCUCCUCUUAGACCUCCUCUGGACAACCGUCACUGACGUGGCAUCGAACCGCCCCAAGGACUACAGGGCACCCUCGUGGUCCUGGGCAGCACUCAAUAAUGAAGUUAAAUUGUACGCGAUGCUACAUUUCAGGGAUGUACAGUUCUGCGGUGGUGCGAGAUGUGAGGUGGAGCUGAAGACUACGGCGCUUCCCUUUGGGGAGGUGGUGUCGGGGGAGGUGAUCUUGCAGGCGUCGAUGUUGCCAGUCGUUUUAGGGAACACUAUUUCUGAUUACGGUGCUCUCAAGCUGGAGCUCUACACAAUAUGGCCACAGACGACGCCGACGACGUACACGCCGAUUGGAGACGCGAUACUUGAUGAUUACGAAGACGCAGGACUCGUCGAUAUAUGGGCCGUUCCGAUAUUCUUCAGCCCUAAGAGGGAUCUGGUGGAGGGCUUGCUCCUCGUACCUGUAAGCCCGAGCAACACCGCAGGUGUGACGUAUCGACGGAUAGGACGAUGGUCGGUCCCUCAGUAUUUUCCAGAGGAUCCGGAACGUGGGUAUGCCUAUCCGUCGUGCAUUCACGAUGCUCCGCUUGUCGAGAUUGUGAUUAUCUAG